Dalotia coriaria is the source of this 1623-nucleotide messenger RNA. It is a transcript of the gene sit, whose product is annotated as stuck in traffic. Gene Ontology annotation, molecular function: fatty acid elongase activity. Gene Ontology annotation, cellular component: endoplasmic reticulum membrane. Gene Ontology annotation, biological process: sphingolipid biosynthetic process; fatty acid elongation, saturated fatty acid; very long-chain fatty acid biosynthetic process. The record is from RefSeq and is a predicted model, not a curated record. The transcript is spliced from 5 exons. Bases 287 to 1195 code for a protein of 302 amino acids. Lineage: Eukaryota; Metazoa; Arthropoda; Insecta; Coleoptera; Staphylinidae.
CAGAAGACGCUUACCGCUUUUCAAGUCACUUCGAACCGAGCGUGCGCGCUGCGCGAACACGAAUCGCGAAAACCAGAAAACGAAAAAUCACUAUCACCUUAUUAAUUAUUACUUAGAUUAAUAAAAUAAAAUGGUAUAAUAUUCACACACAUCAUAAAUAAAAUUCGUUAAAGGGUUGUAAAAGUCCUCUGGAGUGAAAGUUUAGUUAAGUGACUUUUAUUUUUGGGAUUUUGUGUUUUUUCUAACAAGAUUAACACAACAAGUGGUGCGUUAUUUCCUCGACAAGAUGGCGUCCAAUGCAACGAAGAAUGCUAUGUCACUCUUGGACUACUACAAUUUUGUCUUCACUGAUCUAUCCGACAGGAGAACAAAUCACUGGUUCCUGAUCAGUUCCCCGCUUCCCGGUUUAACUUUGAUUUCUCUUUAUUUGUUCUUUGUUAAUUCAUGGGGCCCACGAUUCAUGAAGAACCGCAAACCCUUCGAGUUGAAGCACACGCUCAUAGUUUACAAUCUUUUUCAAGUGUUAGUCAGCAGCUACUUGUUUUAUUUGGGUUUAACGAAAGCAUGGCUCACAAAAUAUAGUUGGAAGUGUGAGCCGGUUGACUUUUCGGAGACUGAAGAAGCCCUUGAAGUUGCAACAGCCGUAUAUGUUUACUUUUUAGCCAAACUGACCGAAUUAUUGGAUACAGUGUUCUUUGUUUUGCGUAAGAAGGACAGACAGGUGACAUUUUUGCAUUUGUAUCAUCAUACUGUUAUGCCCAUGAUCAGUUGGGGUGCUACCAAAUAUUUCCCUGGAGGACACGGAACUUUUAUUGGUUUUAUCAACUCUUUUGUACAUAUUAUUAUGUACACUUAUUAUUUGCUAGCGGCGUUAGGUCCGCAUCUACAGAAAUAUCUGUGGUGGAAGAAGUACAUUACUACUUUGCAACUUUUGCAGUUUUGUAUUGCGUUCAUUCACUCUAUGCAACUUCUCUUCUACGACUGCGGCUAUCCACGUUGGUCGACAUGUUUCACGAUGCCGAACGCCAUCUUCUUCUAUUACCUCUUCUAUGAUUUUUAUAACAAAGCCUACUCUGCUGAAGAUAAACAACGAGCUCUAGAAAGAAAGAACGGAUAUGCCAAUGGUGAUCAACCGAAAGAGAAUGGAUUCGCUGCGAUGGGUAACGGACGCGAAGGGGAUAAAAAAAGACAAUAAAUAUACCACAGACACGUUAUACGCUAUUAAAAUGGCGUCUUCACAUUCGAUACUAUGAGUAUUUAUUAUUUAAGCAAAUGUUUGAAUAUUGUUACACGAUCACUAGUUACCAAUAAUUAUAAUUCCGAGAAUUUUGCAAUUUAAUGAUAAGUUUAAUUGUUUACAUAUAAGUUUAGCGUUAGUAAACACAGUCGGUACAGAAAUACACUUAAUUUGCUCAGUUAUUACUUAAAGUAAAUGUAAUUAAAUACUAAUUGAAAUUAAACUCUAAAAACAUUCAUACCCGUGGAAAAUAUUGACAAGUGUAUUAAAUCUUAGCUAAAAAAGUAAAUUCAUAUAAUUAUGCAAUUUGCAUCGUUUGUUAUGACUUAUGAGUGUAAUUAUAUAUAAAAUGACUGUCAAUAAACAGGAACAAUGAUUAGUAACAA